Molecule: messenger RNA, 4391 nt
Organism: Lepus europaeus (European hare)
Lineage: Eukaryota; Metazoa; Chordata; Mammalia; Lagomorpha; Leporidae
Gene: AP3D1
Product: adaptor related protein complex 3 subunit delta 1
Exons: 32
Coding region: 57-3644 (1195 amino acids)
Biological process (GO): neurotransmitter receptor transport, postsynaptic endosome to lysosome; synaptic vesicle membrane organization; Golgi to vacuole transport
Cellular component (GO): membrane coat; AP-3 adaptor complex; endosome membrane
Source: RefSeq, a predicted model, not a curated record
CGCUCGGCGGCGCCCGGCCGCGGGCCUCCCGGGGCCAGAGCCCGAGGGCCGCCGCGAUGGCCCUCAAGAUGGUCAAGGGCAGCAUCGACCGCAUGUUUGACAAGAACCUGCAAGACCUGGUCCGCGGCAUCCGCAACCACAAGGAGGACGAGGCAAAGUACAUCUCGCAGUGCAUUGAUGAGAUCAAGCAGGAGCUGAAGCAGGACAGCAUCGCCGUGAAGGCCAACGCCGUCUGCAAGCUGACCUACUUACAGAUGCUGGGAUACGACAUCAGCUGGGCCGCCUUCAACAUCAUCGAAGUGAUGAGCGCCUCCAAGUUCACGUUCAAGCGCAUCGGCUACCUCGCGGCUUCCCAGUGCUUCCACGAAGGCACCGACGUCAUCAUGCUGACGACCAAUCAGAUCCGGAAGGACCUGAGCAGCCCCAGCCAGCACGACACUGGAGUUGCACUGACGGGUCUCUCCUGUUUUGUUACCCCAGAUCUUGCCAGAGACUUGGCAAAUGACAUCAUGACCCUGAUGUCGCACACGAAGCCCUACAUCAGGAAGAAGGCCGUGCUGAUCAUGUACAAGGUGUUCCUGAAGCACCCCGAGUCGCUGCGCCCCGCCUUCCCCCGGCUGAAGGAGAAGCUGGAGGACCCCGACCCUGGGGUGCAGUCUGCGGCCGUCAAUGUCAUCUGCGAGCUGGCCCGGCGCAACCCCAAGAACUACCUGUCCCUGGCCCCGCUGUUCUUCAAGUUGAUGACGUCAUCCACCAACAACUGGGUGCUCAUCAAGAUCAUCAAGCUGUUCGGCGCUCUGACCCCGCUGGAGCCGAGGCUGGGCAAGAAGCUGAUCGAGCCCCUCACCAACCUCAUCCACAGCACGUCGGCCAUGUCCCUCCUCUAUGAAUGUGUGAACACUGUGAUCGCAGUGCUCAUCUCCCUGUCCUCGGGCAUGCCCAACCACAGCGCCAGCAUCCAGCUCUGUGUUCAGAAGUUGAGGAUAUUAAUAGAAGACUCUGACCAGAACUUGAAGUACCUGGGGCUGCUGGCCAUGUCCAAGAUCCUGAAGACACACCCCAAGUCCGUGCAGUCCCACAAAGACCUCGUGCUGCAGUGCCUGGACGACAAGGACGAGUCCAUCCGCCUGCGCGCCCUGGACCUGCUCUACGGGAUGGUGUCCAAGAAGAACCUGAUGGAGAUCGUGAAGAAGCUGAUGGCACACGUGGACAAGGCCGAGGGCACCGGCUACCGGGACGAGCUGCUCACCAAGAUCAUCGACAUCUGCAGCCAGUCCAACUACCAGCACAUCACCAACUUCGAGUGGUACAUCAGCAUCCUGGUGGAGCUGACCCGGCUGGAGGGCACGCGCCACGGCCACCUCAUCGCCGCCCAGAUGCUGGACGUGGCCAUCCGCGUGAAGGCCAUCCGCAGGUUUGCCGUGUCGCAGAUGUCCGCGCUGCUCGACAGCGCGCACCUGGUGGCCAGCAGCACGCAGCGGAACGGCAUCUGCGAGGUGCUCUACGCCGCCGCCUGGAUCUGUGGGGAGUUCUCGGAGCACCUGCAGGAGCCCCAGCACACCCUGGAGGCCAUGCUGCGGCCCAAGGUCACCACGCUGCCAGGCCACAUCCAGGCCGUGUACGUGCAGAACGUGCUCAAGCUCUAUGCGUGCAUCCUGCAGCAGAAGGAGCAGGCGGGCGAGCCGGAGGCCGCGCACGAGGUCACCCAGCUGCUGGUGGAGCGGCUGCCCCAGUUCGUGCAGAGCGCGGACCUGGAGGUGCAGGAGCGGGCGUCCUGCAUCCUGCAGCUGGUCAAACACGUGCAGAAGCUGCAGGCCAAGGCCGUGCCCGUGGGCGAGGAAGUCAGUGCUCUCUUCGCUGGGGAGCUGAACCCCGUAGCCCCCAAGGCCCAGAAGAAGGUUCCGGUUCCUGAAGGCCUAGAUCUGGAUGCCUGGAUCAACGAGCCCCCCUCAGACAGCGAGUCCGAGGACGAGAGGCCCAAGGCCAUCUUCCACGACGAGGAGCAGAGGCAGGCCGGGCCCCGGCAGCCCGAGCUGGACGAGGAGGAGCUGGCCCGGCGGCGAGAGGCCAGGAGGCAGGAGCAGGCCAGCAACCCGUUCUACAUCAAGAGCUCGCCGUCCCCCCAGAAGCGCUACCAGGACGCCCCGGGCGUGGAGCACAUCCCCGUGGUGCAGAUCGACCUCUCGGUGCCGCUCAAAGUUCCAGGCCUGCCCUUGUCGGACCAGUACGUGAGGCUGGAGGAGGAGCGGCGGCACCGGCAGAAGCUGGAGAAAGACAAGAGGAAGAAGAGGAAGAAGAAGGAGGAGAAGCGGGGCCGGCGCCGGCACGGCUCCCUGCCCACCGAGAGCGACGAGGACAUCGCGCCCGCCCAGCAGGUGGACAUCGUCACCGAGGAGAUGCCCGAGAACGCUCUGCCCAGUGAUGAGGACGACAAAGACCCCAACGACCCCUACAGGGCCCUGGACAUCGACCUGGACAAGCCCUUGGCCGACAGCGAGAAGCUGCCCGUCCCGAAGCACAGGGAUGUGGAGGCCACGAAGUCCCCCGAGAAGGAGGGUCCCGCGGCGGAGAGGAAGAGCAAGAAGCCCAAGAAGAAGGAGAAGCCGCACAAGGAGCGGGGCAGGGGCAGAGCGAGGAGGGGGCAGGAGGGCGAGCAGGGUGACGACUUGGACCUCUGGCUGUCCACCGCCCCGUCCACGGCUGAGCUCGGGGUGAGCGCCGUCGCUGCUCCCAAGGACGGCAGUGAGGAGCCCAAGAGAGAGGAGGAGGCGGCACAGGACCUGGGCAAGAAGUCGUCCACACACAAGAAGAAGAAACACAAGAAGGAGAAGGAGGAGAGAUCCAAAGAUAAGAAGAAACCCAAGAAGAAGAGGCCGGAGCCGGAGGAGGCGCCGGAGCCCGUGGAGAACGGCUCCUUGGAGGAGGAGCCCCUGCCGCCCAUGUCCAGCUACUGUCUCCUGGCCGAGAACGAGUACGUUAAAAUGACGUACGACGUCCAGGGCAGCCUGCAGGACAGCCAGGUGACCGUGUCCAUCAUCCUGGAGAACCACGGCCGCAGCCUGCUGAAGGGCAUGGAGCUCAACGUGCUGGACUCGCUCAACGCCCGCAUGGCCCGGCCCGAGGGCUGCUCCGUCCACGCCGGCGUCCCCGUGCCUUUCCAGCUGCCCCCAGGGGUCUCCAACGAAGCCCGGUUCGUGUUCAGCGUCCAGAGCAUCGUCAUGGCCCAGAAGCUCAAGGGCACCCUGUCGUUCAUCGCGAAGGACGAGGAGGGGGCCACCCAUGAGAAGCUGGACUUCAAGCUGCUCUUCAGCUGCAGCUCGUACCUGGUCACCACGCCGUGCUACAGCGACGCCUUUGCCAAGUUGUUGGAGUCUGGGGACCUGAGCGUGAGCUCCGUCAAGGUUGACGGCAUCAGCAUGUCCUUCCAGAACCUUCUGGCAAAGAUCUGCUUUCACCACCAUUUCUCCGUGGUGGAGAGGGUGGACUCCUGCGCCUCCAUGUACAGCCGCUCCAUCCAGGGCCACCACGUGUGCCUGCUGGUGAAGAAGGGCGAGCGCUCCGUGUCCGUGGACGGGAAGUGCAGCGACGCGACCAUGCUGGGCAGCCUGCUAGACGAGCUCAAGGGGACGCUGGCCCAGUGCUGAGCCGCGCGCAUUGAACCGCACCGCUGUCCACUGUGCAGACGGCCGGGCCUGUGGCGUUGGUUUAUUUGUCCUCCGACUCUGCCCUCACCCAGCCCCAGACCAGCAGGCGGCGGCCCCGGCGCGGGGGCUGCCCCCGGCCGCCGGGACCCCCGGGCUGGGGCCUGGCAGGCAGCAGGGGCGGGUGCUCGGCGGGUAGAUGUGGUGCCCACCCACCCCCGGGGCCAUCAGCUGCUCGCGCCCCCAGACACCCCGAGUGGCGGGGCGGUGGGGGAGGCACAGGGCAGGCCGGCUGCCCUCCAGGACCCGCGGUGGGAACGGAUGUGGCCGCCGGGCCAGGGGAUGGGACCUUUGGCGCCACCGUCUUGUUCAGGGGGAGCCCGUCUCGCUGGGCUCUGCUCAGGGGUGACUGGCGUCGUCAUUCCGUGUCCUGUCUGUCCCUACGUGGCACCCACAGCUGCGGGAGGCACCUGUGGGCGCCCUGAUGGCGCAGGGCCAGCACCCUGGGUGCGCUCGCUGCCCGCGCCGCCGGUGGUGGCGCCCUGGGGCUGGCCGUCCCCAGGCACGGUGGGGGGACCCCGGCCUCUUCCUCGGCGCUGACGGCCUCGUGACGCUGUACCUCCCCUCGAUGUCACUUAGCAUGUAGCGUUCCUAGCACAGCGUGCGCGUGACCCCAGGACGCGUCCCGAGGGCACGGGGCCUGCCCGCCACUGUCGUGAUCUGUGUCCAGAUGAUCAAUAAAGUUGCAAA